AUGUGGCACCAGCAUUUUAUAAAUGAAAGUAAUUCUUACGAUCAAUCAAAAUCUCUCAUUCAACUUUUGUAUAACGUGACAGUAACCUAUCUAAAUGAUUGCACACCUGUAAUUCUCUACGAUGAUCAAAUCAACUCAACUGAAGGAUAUCUGUUGCAAAACCUUAUGAAAAAUUUUCCUGUAGACUUUGUUCACGGUGUUAUAGAUGAUAAAAAACGUCUUAUAGAACCAAAUAUUCUGCGUCCAAAAGACGAAUGUCUGCAUUACAUUUUAUUUAUUAAUGACGUUAAAAGCAGUGCUAGUGUAUUAGGGAAACAAUCUAAUAACAAAAUUGUUGUAAUUACUAAAUCUUCUCAAUGGGCUGUUCAAGAGUUUUUAUCAAGUUCAAUGUCAAGAAUUUUUGCAGAUUUGCUUGUCAUUGAUCAAAGUUUUAAGGAAGACGAUGAUAGUUUGGAAGCCCCGUAUAUACUUUACACACAUCAAUUAUAUUCUGAUGGAUUAGGCACCAGUAAACCUUUUAUUCUCACAUCAUGGAAAAAAGGCAAAUUUUCGAGGAACGUUAACUUAUUUCCACGGAAGAUUAGUGAGGGUUAUGCAGGUCAUAGAUUUCUUAUCGCAGCUGCGAACCAACCACCAUUUGUUUUCAAAAAACAUGUAGCUGAUGCAGACGGUGGAAACCCUCGGAUAGUCUGGGAUGGAAUAGAAAUAAGAAUUCUUAAGGUGCUAUCGGAACUAAACAACUUUACUAUAGAGAUAGUGGAACCACGCGACCUCCACUUGGGACCCAGUGAUGCAGUUGCAAAUGAAAUUGCACUCGAACGAUCUGAUAUUGGAGUUGCGGGGUUAUAUUUGACAACUGAAAUAAUCAGGGACAUGGAAUACAGUUUCGCACAUUCUCAAGAUUGUGCGGCAUUCGUGACUUUAGCAUCGACAGCAUUACCAAGAUAUCGCGCAAUUCUAGGACCAUUUCAUUGGCAUGUAUGGGUUGCUUUAACAUUUACGUAUUUAAUAGCUAUUUUCCCUCUGGCAUUCUCUGAUAAACAUACCCUGAGCCACUUGAUAAACAACACAGGUGAAGUUGAGAAUAUGUUUUGGUAUGUCUUUGGGACGUUCACGAACUGUUUUACAUUUGUCGGGAAGAACUCCUGGAGUAAGACCGACAAGAUUACUACGAGGCUGUUAAUUGGUUGGUAUUGGUUGUUUACAAUCAUUAUAACAAGCUGUUACACGGGUUCUAUAAUAGCGUUUGUGACUCUCCCCCUGUACCCAGAGACAGUAGACAGCGUUCAGCAAUUACUGAGUGGAUUUUACCGAGUGGGGACACUAGACAGAGGCGGCUGGGAGAGAUGGUUUCUUAAUUCUUCUGACCAGAAUACAAAUAAGCUGAUGAAAAAAUUAGAAUUUGUCAGGGACAUAGAGACUGGCAUUCGAAAUGUUACAAAAGCUUUCUUUUUUCCGUACGCCUUUUUGGGAUCCAAAUCUGAGCUGGAGUAUCUAAUUCAAGCUAACUUUUCGAAAUCUGAGUUGUAUCAACUUCACUUAGGACUACCACAGUAGAGGAAAAAGGCUUAACAUUAGAAGAUACACAAGGAAUGUUUCUUUUGCUGGGUGCUGGGUUCCUUAUAGCAGCCG
Molecule: messenger RNA, 1632 nt
Organism: Leptidea sinapis
Lineage: Eukaryota; Metazoa; Arthropoda; Insecta; Lepidoptera; Pieridae
Gene: Ir21a
Product: ionotropic receptor 21a
Exons: 8
Coding region: 1-1557 (518 amino acids)
Cellular component (GO): membrane
Molecular function (GO): ligand-gated monoatomic ion channel activity
Source: RefSeq, a predicted model, not a curated record